Messenger RNA from Lottia gigantea (owl limpet), 987 nucleotides. RefSeq lists its product as hypothetical. The annotation marks the transcript as partial. The record is from RefSeq and is a predicted model, not a curated record. Gene Ontology annotation, molecular function: 15-oxoprostaglandin 13-reductase [NAD(P)+] activity. The transcript has 8 exons. Gene Ontology annotation, biological process: prostaglandin metabolic process. Lineage: Eukaryota; Metazoa; Mollusca; Gastropoda; Lottiidae.
GGUGUAAAUGGUAAACCUACAGAAGAGAAUUUUGAGCACCAGAAAUGCUCCUACCCUGAUAGUAUAGAAGAGGGAGAUGUUUUAGUUAAAAUGUUAUAUUUAUCAGUAGAUCCAGCUUUGAGGUGCUGUAUGAACGAGAGUACAGGAGUAGAUUAUUUAAAAAGUUGGUCAAUAGAAGACACGGUGGUAGGAUUAAGCGGGCUAGGACAAGUUAUUGAAUCUAAAAAUAAAAAUUUUACCAAUAAUUCUUUAGUUCUUGUCAACCUGAGCUCACCAUGGAUGAAAUCUGAAGAGUUAUUACGAGCAACUAGUUUAUCACUAGCUGUUAGUAUAUUAGGUAUUACUGGUAUAACAGCCUAUUUAGGAAUCACUGAAAAAGGUCAUGUGACACCAGGAGCUAAUCAGAAUAUAGUCAUUAGCGGGGCUGCAGGAGCUACAGGCUCUGUUGCCGGACAGGUGGUUAAAAUCAUUAAUGCCUUGUGGACUAUAGGUAUCUGUGGAACAGACAUCAAAUGCCAGACGCUGAAAAAAGAGCUAAACUUUGAUGGUUGUAUCAACUAUAAAACUGAAGAUGUUGGUAGUAAAUUAAAGGAGAUGUGUACAGAUGGUGUAGAUAUUUAUUUUGAUAAUGUUGGUGGAGAACUUAGUGAUACAGUUAUCAAACAGAUGAAAGCCAACUCCCAUGUUAUAUUAUGUGGUCAAAUAGCAGACUAUAAUAAAGAUAUACCCUACCCUCCACCAAUAAAUACAGAAAUAUCACAAAUAUUACAGGAUAAAAAUAUUACCAGAGAGAGAUUUUUAGUUUUGAAUUAUUUAGAAAAAUUUGAAGACGCUAAAAAACAAUUGGCUCAAUGGUUACAGGAAGGAAAAAUUGUGAAUAAAGAAACUGUUGAAGAAGGAUUAGAAAAUACAGGGAAAGCGUUUGUUUCUAUGAUGAAUGGAGGAAAUAUUGGUAAACAACUAGUUCAUGUGGCAGAUCUGUCUUGA